GCCGUUGUGAAUUGUCUUUCAGCCGCUCACCUACCGCCUUCGUUCACAUUGAAUUCUGAAAAACCGACAGGACACCCUCGUCUUCUCCGCAUUCAUUGACGAUGUCCAGAUUCUCUUCCCCAUUAGGCAGUCGCUUUGAAGACCGGGAUUGCGGAUCCCGGGCCGCAUCGCAACCUUUCAUUCUAGUGAAAAGUCCGCAUCUUUGAACGCUUGUAUUGCGCCUCGUCCUUUUCGCAUGCAGUGGUUCAAAUCCCCAGCUUCUUCCCAUUCCUCUUCGCGCUUCUAGCUCUCUCCGUCUACUUCUUCAACGCGCAUCGACCGGCGUCUCGUGCUCCUGAAAUGGCCGAGGAAUCGUCCAAGUCCAUCUACGAUUUCGCCGUCAAGGACAUUCGUGGAAAUGAUGUAAGUUUGAGCGAGUACUCUGGGAAGGUUCUUCUGAUUGUCAACGUUGCUUCAAAAUGUGGUCUCACCCAAUCAAAUUACAAGGAAUUGAACACUUUAUAUGAAAAAUACAAGGAUCAAGGAUUUGAAGUACUGGCAUUUCCAUGCAACCAGUUUGCAGGACAAGAGCCAGGGAGUAAUGAAGAGAUUCAAGAGACUGUAUGCACUAUGUUCAAGGCUGAAUUCCCUAUUUUUGACAAGGUUGAGGUGAAUGGCAAGAAUGCAGCCCCUCUCUACAAGUUUUUAAAAUCUCAGAAAGGAGGGAUAUUUGGAGAUGGCAUCAAAUGGAACUUUACAAAGUUUCUGGUGAACAGAGAAGGGAAAGUUGUGGAGAGAUAUGCUCCCACUACAUCACCUCUUAAAAUUGAGAAAGAUAUCCAAAAUCUGUUGGGAUCGUCUUGAGCAAUAGAGGGCAAAGGUCGUGGAGGAAGCUCCUUGGAGGAAACAUCUACACAUUCUGGUCGCUGCAGUUUACUUUGGUUCAACUGGCAUCCCUUAUAUUUUCUUUCCGUGCAAUUCGAUCUCUUUGCUUCCUUUUAUUGUUAUAGACAAGCAACGGUCUCAAUAAUGUUCCAUUUUGUGUUUUUGCGUUUGUUCUCUCUCUCUUUCCUUUGCUUUUAUAUAUUUGUAAUACCCUGCUCUUCCCAUGUCAUCAUCAUCCCUAAUAAAGUAUGAGAUUUAAGUUA
Eucalyptus grandis is the source of this 1127-nucleotide messenger RNA. RefSeq names its product probable glutathione peroxidase 2. NCBI's taxonomy places the organism in Eukaryota, Viridiplantae, Streptophyta, Magnoliopsida, Myrtales, Myrtaceae. Gene Ontology annotation, molecular function: glutathione peroxidase activity. The record is from RefSeq and is a predicted model, not a curated record. The transcript is spliced from 7 exons. Bases 340 to 843 code for a protein of 167 amino acids. Gene Ontology annotation, biological process: response to oxidative stress. Gene Ontology annotation, cellular component: cytosol.